GCCUUUUAGGAAAGAACUUCGAGAACAAUGAGAAUGAUUAUACUACUUAAAUGAUAGUUAUGAAUGUAAAAUCCCAAAUCCCAACAAGAAGUCAAGAAACGCAGGGUGCACAUUGUAUCAUAGAAUCGCUAAGUCAAAAAAUCAAUAAUCGGCCAAUCGCCACUCCACAUCUCACGCCGGUGAUUGCUCGCUGGUCGGACGUUGAACCGUCGGUGCAUGGCAGCCUCAACUCUCAACUCUCGAGUCAGCCCCUGCCAAUGUCCACUCGGUUGAAAAAACCAAGAAGUAAGAAAUGUAGAACCAACCUCCGAAUAAGUGGUGUUCAUUCUGUUCAAGAAGAUGAAUGGGUCUGGUGACUGGUCCCCUGGCUAUAGAGGCUUGCUAAUCCCAGAGAGCUCAAAGGGCCAUAAUUGGCCUGAAGGCGGUGUCUGAAGGUCUAUCUUUGAAAGAGGUGGUGACAGUAAACAUGUUAAUCUUUAUUAGAGUUGUGUAGAUACUUAUCAAUGUUGUUAGCCUUCAUUAAUUGUUAAUUACUAGUUGAAGAACACUUUCCAAAUUUCAUUCCUACCGUAUCAAAUGCGUUCGAAAAUAGUGGCUAAACAGUGUUUCUCAGAUUCGGCAAAAAAUCCAUUACUACUAAGUAAAAAAACAGUACUAAAUAAAAAAACAAUUACCUAUUUACACAUUUCUUUUACCUCUGUCAGCAUUGGUUAAAACCAAAUUAAAGCUUUCUUCAAAUUCUUCAAAACAAUCGUGGUUUUUUUUUUGGCUUCAGCGUACACGGUUAUGCCAAGCAAUGCCAAUCCAGUCCACCAAAACAUCUACUUUGGGGGUUUGAGGGAAGAUAUCGAUUGGCUCUCAUCUAUUAAGGGAAAGGGAAAAGUACAGAAAAUGUACAUGUGGUUUGAGUCAUUUUAAGAUAGAGGCACAUAGUUUCAUUUUUUAAUAAAAUGGGACAUGUGUUUCAAUUCUGUUAUCACAGCUGGGGCAUGACGUCUAACGCCGUUAGAAAAAUUAACUCCUAUUUUCAAAAGUCUCCGAACAAUUAAAAAAAAUAUUGGGAGGUGCACCUCGGCUAAGGAUGCUGAGGCCGAUCGUCCUCUUUGUGGAGACAAACGUUUGACGGGUUCCUUCGCUGGAUUAUGUCUGAACUGGGCCUUGGUGGUUUCCUCAUAUAAGGAAUCGGUCAAUCCCCUAUCGGGCCAUUAACCAAC
This is a messenger RNA of Cuscuta europaea, 1214 nucleotides long. NCBI's taxonomy places the organism in Eukaryota, Viridiplantae, Streptophyta, Magnoliopsida, Solanales, Convolvulaceae. The record is from the annotation of a GenBank genome assembly.